Heteronotia binoei (common prickly gecko) is the source of this 1283-nucleotide messenger RNA. RefSeq names its product zinc finger MYND-type containing 12 (gene ZMYND12). NCBI's taxonomy places the organism in Eukaryota, Metazoa, Chordata, Lepidosauria, Squamata, Gekkonidae. The coding region runs from base 72 to 1178 and encodes 368 amino acids. Gene Ontology annotation, molecular function: protein binding. The record is from RefSeq and is a predicted model, not a curated record. The transcript is spliced from 8 exons.
CCGAUUCACCGGAACUCUAGCUCUCUCCGCUGUCCAAGCAACCGCGUUCUUAGCAACCGGGGGAACGCGAGAUGCAGACGGAGCAGGUGGUGCCCUUGGCGCUGCCUCGCGGCCGGAAGGUCUUUUGCGAGUUGUGCCGAGCGCCGGCCACGGUGCGUUGCGGGGGCUGCCUCGUCACUUUCUACUGCGAACCAGAGCAUCAAAAUGCUGACUGGGUCAGCGUUCAUGAGAAGAUAUGCCAGCUGCUCAUUCCAUUGCGUACUGCGUUGCCCUUUUAUGAUUCUGAGAAAAAGAGGCAGCAUGGGCGAGAACAGAAGAUCAGCAGAGAGAAGUUCCUAGCCGAACUGACUCACAACGUGGCCCAGAAAUUUCUGUUUGAAGGCAAGCAUGAAGAUGCCAUCCCGGCAGCGCUGCAUUCUCUGAAAUUCACCAUUAGCGUGUAUGGCUUGAAUUCCAGUGAAGUGGUACCAGCUUAUCUCAUGUUAGCAGAGGCAAGCCUGGGCCUCGGACAUCUCUCCCAAGCAGAGGAGUACCUCUCCCAGGCGCAGUGGAGCGUCCUCAAGACUCCUCAGUGCAGCCCCACCAUUCAGUCCAAGUUGCAUCGUAACCUGGGGCUCCUCUACGCUGCCAAAGGGAACUUUGAGGAGUCUUUGUACCAUCUGGCGAAUGACAUUUUCCACGCUAGUUGUGCCUUUGGAACAAAUGAUGUUUCCGUCUCAGGAGGGUAUUUCCACAUGGCCAAUGUUUUCUUCUGUCAGAACAGACUGGAUGUAGCCGACUCACUGUACACCGAGGUUACUGAAAUUUGGUACAAUCACUUCAUCCGCUUGGUCGAUCACCAGUUCCAGUCGCUCUUGAGUCCAGCUGAGAUCAACGUGUUGCCUGAGGAGGAGACCACUGGAGACCUUCUUGAUGAAAGCCAGCAAGCCGAAGCCACACAGAUGCUGAACGCCAUCUUGGAGAUGCGAGAGCAGGCGUCCAAGCCGCAGCCGGCUAAAGUAGCCAAGGUGGCCUUCACUCUGGCCAUGUUCCAUUACUUGAUCCUUGAUAUACCAAAGGCUCAAGAACUCCUGAAGAAGACUUUGCGCAUCACAGUUAUGUCAUCAGUGGAGGGGAUGGAAGACUACGUUCACCGUUUAGUUAAGCUGAUCAAAUCAAAGCCUUUCUUCGCCAAGUAGAAGCAUUCUAGAUGCCACCUCCCAACCCAGCGUUCAGGUAAUGAGGAUAUUAGGGCUUGCAAGCGGCCAAGCUCUCCCAAUAGUCAUUCGGCUGGGUCUCCUUUA